AUGGCACGAUGCUGGGAGGGCCAAGGCGUGCUGCACCGAUGCGUUGCGCUGCUACUCGUGGUAUGUCUACUGGCUUCGACGACGCUGGCCAAGCAGUUGACUGUCCUAGUGCAGCCGCUGACGUCCACAGCGGGCGAGCCGCUAUCAGUGCAGCCUGUGCUGGCGCUCACCGACGAUAGCGGCAACAUUCUCACGACUGAAAGUAGCGGCACGGUCUCGGUGAGCAUCGGCAACAGCCCGUCUCGGUUCGCAGUCGUUUACCCGUCGGGGGCUGCCUUUUCGUUCGUGAAUGGCAUCGCUCAUUGUUCAGGGCUGUACAUUAAUGAGGCCAAUGUGGGCUUCACACUCGUGUUCUCGUCUUACUAUCAUGGCGUGCGAGCGGAAACAUCAAGCUUUGACGUCGUCGUGGGCCCCAGGUACAGGCUUGCGAUUCUUGCCGAUAUCAGUACGGCGUAUGGUGGUACUCCCUUUUUGCCGCAGCCAACCGCAGGCGUGGUGGACAAAGGCGGCAACCUUGUCACGGCAACAAGCGAAGGCUCGGUGCGGAUUGAGAUUGAAGUAAACCCCGUGGGGGGCGUCUUGCAACCAGCCGCCCUUCUGAAUGUGUCCAUCGUUAGCGGUAUCGCUCGGUUUCGCGGCGCAUUUAUUGACGUCGCUGGAUCUCCCUACGAGCUUCGCUACACGACGGAUCUUGUACUAGCUGGAGGAAGUACGGUGGUCACGAAUCCUUUCACGGUGGCAGCAGGUGUUUGUAACAAGCUUAACUUGACAAGCUCGCCGGGUACAUCAAGGGGUGGCAAGGCAUUUUUGAUGCAGCCAGUGCUCAAGCUGCUUGAUUCGGGCGGAAAUAUUUUGCAGGCGGACAGCUCAAGUAUUAUACGCGUGACAAUUGCCGCUAACCCCUCUCGUGGUACGCUCACGCCAACGGAUGCUCUCACAGCCAAGGUGCAGAAAGGAAUUGCUAUUUUCCGUAGCCUGAAAAUUGACAAAGCGGGCAAUGGGUAUUCUCUUCGGUUUACACUGUACAACAAAGUGGAGGGCAAAAAUACUUGGAAGAAGUCGGACGUUGUCCAGGUCUCAAAGACGUUCGACGUGCUUACUGGGACCCCGGUAUCAUUGUAUCUGCAGCGUAAUCUCUCCGAUGGUGUUUUGGAUGGCCAGCCCAAUGAAGAGCAGCCGAUUGUGGCGCUGCUGGACUCCGGUGGCAACGUGGUAACUUCUCUUGAGACAGGAACCGUCACAGCAUCUCUCGUUUCCAGUGCUUCCGUAAGCUCGAGCGUUGUUGUUGAUACGUCUACGGCCCCUCUUUUGACUGUUGUGAACGUGCGCGCUUUGAUCAACUCGACCUAUCCGAUGCCUUAUGGUGUUGGCGCACGUGUAUCCGUUCAAGUCACAUUUUCUGACGAGGUAUCCAUAAAGGGUGCCCCAACGUUAGAACUGGCGACAUCAACAAACGGAGCUGGGGCCAACGGCAAAGCGGUCGCAGUCGCAACAACCACGGUUUGGUCCAGCACGUUUGCUUUCGAGUAUGACGUUGUGGUCACCGACAAGACUGCUGAUCUGGAGUAUACAUCUACCACAGCUUUGUCGCUCAAUGGUGGCAUGAUCUCGGACCGGAAUGGCAAAACACCGAUUCUCGCGCUGCCAGCUUUGGGCAGUGCGAAUUCUCUAUCUGGAACCAGCGCAGUCGUGAUCGAUACGACAGCCCCAGUGAUCACGUCUGUGACGUGUGCCAGCCCUGGCGAUGGUGAAUAUGGAACCGGACAGCAAAUUAACCUGCGAGUGCAGUUUUCCCAGCCCGUGUCUGUGUACGGUAGCCCGCUGCUGCUGGUGGCGCUCACCACUGUCGGUGGCGGAGCGGGAGUACGUAAUGCGGUGUUUUCCAGCGGAAACAACACCAACGUUUUGGUGUUCGUCUACACGGUUCAAAACGGUGACAUGGCGUCAAGACUUGAUGUGACAGCUAACAUCAAUGUUAACGGCGGAUUUAUCAAGCAUUUCUCCCAGCGCCCCACGACUGAUGUAGUGGUGACAAUGUCGACGGUUCCAACCAAACUCUCCACCGCGAAUAAUAUCGUCAUUGACACAGCCAUUCCAACCAUCGAUGCGACGGUGGGCGUAACAAGCAGCACGAGUAACGGCAUCUACGCCCCCGGAGACGAGAUCAAGAUUUUGAUCACAUUUACCAAACCAGUGGCGGUGACGGGCUACCCGCGUCUAUUUCUCGAGACUGGUCCAAUUAAACGCCCUGCUGGCUAUAGUUCGGGCAGUGGCACGAAAGUGCUGACUUUUGUCUAUCGCGUAUCUGCUGGUGAUACUGCCGGGAGCGGUUUCCUGAACUAUCGAGACAACCAGGCACUGAACCUUAAUGGGGGUACGAUCUCCCGCUUUCUUGUUGGGUCAUCCGGGGCGGUAGGGGCCUCUGCAGUGAUAACCUUGACUGCUGCAACACUUGCAGGUAAGGCUCUCUCGGACAACGCUCAGCUGACUAUCGAUGGCCUCCCCCCAACAGUGACGAGGAUAUCUGUUUCCUCUGUGUCGUCUGCCCCCUCCACAACUGUUACCCGGGGCGACGAAGUUGUCAUCGGCAUUAGCUUCUCCGCUCUUGUUACUGUGGACACGACGAAAGGGACUCCGUCUCUGCUGAUGGAUGUUGGCGAUCAGAACCGCGAAGCCGUGUACAAGUCCGGGAGCGGGUCUCAGUCCCUCCUCUUCUCUUACAAAGUGAGAUUGGGGGAUCGAGCACAGCUUGGAGCAAACUAUCGUUCGCGUUCGGCUUUAGUGCUCAAUGGUGGAACAAUUCGACGAACCUCCAUGGCCCCCACACUUGACGCUUACCUGACAUUACCAGACCCGCCUUCCUUGAGCCCGCAAAUAGUCGUGGAUCGAGCUUUUGGCUUUGUGACGAAUAUCACGAGCUUCACGGCGGAUGUAGCCUCGGGCUCGUACGGCUCGAAGCAAGUUAUCACAUUGUCGAUCGUCUUCUCGGAUGAAGUGGCACUAUCCGGCACGAGCCCUCCGUCGCUGAAGAUCAACACAGGCACCGUCGUACCGUACGCGACUGGUAGCUCCACGAACACGCUGGUCUUCUUGUAUAUCGUUCAAAACGGUGAAGCGACGGCAUCCCUAGACAAGAUUGACGACAAUGCCAUACUGUGUGCUGCCCCGGCUUGUCAGAUUAUAAACUACAAUGGGGAACCCGCGAGUCUGUCGCUAACCGGGAUCAACCUCAUGCCUGCGAACAUCGUGGUAGACACCAGUGCUCCUCAAGUGGUGAGCGUGUACGCAGUCACGACAGCUCCAACAGUAAACAAUGGCGUCUUCGUUGUUGGGGACGUCAUUGAUGUCGUGGUCAAGAUGGAUCGCGAGGUCUUUAUCGAUCCGCCGCCCAGUGCGUACCCGGAUAAGGCGCCGUUGCUACUCCUGAAUACUGUUAAAGGUGGGAAACCUGUGCUGUGCAUAGGUUACGCGAACAAUGACCGCCAUGUUCUGCUUUUCAGAUACGUUGUGGAAGUGGGAGACGUCGCGGCCGACCUUGCGUACAUGGAUCAAAACGCACUGACGCUGAACAGUGGCCAGUCUUCCAUCAAACGAUUUUCGACUACUCCAACGACGGAUGCUGUUCUGACACUUCCCGUUCCAGUGCCUCUUGGAGUAUUGCUCAAGGUGAAUGGCAACACGAUCCCAGCUGUCCUGAGUGUUUCUUCAACAACUGCCAACGGACUCUACCGAUGCGGUGAUCAGAUCACUAUUACAGUGUUCUUUAGCCAACACGUCAUUGUGAAAGGGGGACCCUUCUUGUGGUUAGACAUGGGGGCAGUUGCGCGCAAGGCACUGUACAAUGGUGGAAGUGGCUCCACGGUGCUCACGUUCAUUUACACGGUUCAAGAAGGAGACUACUCCGUGGAUAUGGAGUACGUGGAUCAUCACUCGCUUGAUUCGACCACUAGCGUUAGUGAUACGAUUGCAACGGCGAUCCUGCACCUGUCAACGAAUCCAACGACGGUGGCGGAUGUUGAUCUUCCUUUCCCUUUCACACAGGGCAGUCUCAGCUUCAACAAGAACCUCCAGGUUAAUGGCCGCAAACCCAGCAUCGUAUCGACCCGGUUUGUGUCUCCUGAUGGUCUGUACAAAGUUUCCCAGUCGGUGGUGAUGGAGGUGGCUUUCAGUUCCUGCGUCGUGAUUGACAGAGGUGCAUUGGGAGUACAAGGACCAACCCCGAGGCUACGCUUCCAGCCUACCCCGGUAUCAUCAUUAUCAGUUUCGUCUGCCACAACAAUUACGAGAUAUGGAGUUUACGUGAGUGGAAGUCCAGGUACGGCGCUGCGUUUCGAGUACUCAAUCAAAACCGGAGACACCGCGAUCGCGCUAGAUUACGCCGAUACAGCAGCCUUGGAGCUCAAUGGCGCUCGCAUCUUGACGUGCACUGCGAACGCGAACGUGGCUCCAACUCAAAGCGUCGAUCUGCACCUGAAUCCGCCUGGAGGUAGACUGCUGGGCGCUACUGUCAAGCCUGUGGUCUUCGGAAAAGCUACUUUCACGGACCUUGUGGUGGAUCGACUAGGCUUCGACUAUCACAUUAAGUUCAGCGCGCAGUACCAGACAAUGCUGGAGACGAGCGCAAGCUUUGAUGUGCUAUCUUCCGCUGUAUACGGUCUGCGUAGCUCACCGUAUGCAAGUGGUGACAGUCUCGGUUCGAGUGUCGACGUGGACGGAGACACACUCGUACUUGGUGGGCCUGGGGCAAGCGAACCUAUAUCCGCCGUGCAGAUUGUUACCGCUCUUGGAGACGCUGAGACCUACGUGAAUGAAAUCCAGGUCCUCCAAACUGUAGCACAACAACAGCCAGCGGUGCAGGUUCUUACCAGUUCCGCUGCACCGGGCGAGACAAUUGGCGGUUGGUUCUACCUGAAACUGGGUUUUAUUGGUCCCACACGUCGCUUGGCCUACAACGCUGACCCCACGCAAGUAAGCGUGGCGCUGGAGAUGGAUUUAGGCUUCGGACUUCAGACGAUAAGCGUGACACGGGAGCCAAAUACCUACUGCGCUUGUAGCAACGGAUACGUGUGGCGUAUCACAUUCUUAUAUGCAGAAGGACCCCUGGACGCAUUGACGGUGGCUAGCAGCCAGCUUACCGGAAGGUUGGCCACUAUCGGGGAUGGUAGAGGCGGAAUUGCUGCGGUUAUUGCAGUUCCCUCCACCACGCUGGGAGGAACCAUGACACUCCAGUUGGGCAAUCUCAUCACGCGAAACAUCAAGUUCAACGUGGAUGAAGCGGAGCUGACGGGGAUUUUGACGCAAGACUUGCACCUUGACGUUUGGAGUGUUUCCCGCUCGCCACCAGGUUCGAUGAAUACGUACACUUGGAGUGUUACGUUCACAGCGAGCGAUACACUUUACGAUGUGCCUCAACUGCUCCCUCAGGGUAUUCUGCUGACUGGAUAUGGUGCAAGCCUCACUGUUCGCACAGAGCGCAAUGGCCAAGGCCGUCUGUCGGGGUUCUUUCGUCUGCGGUUCCGCACAGACAUUUUCCCAAGUGAUGAGACAGGCGAUAUCCCAGUGGCUGCUACUGACCACGAUGUUGAGGUCGCACUUGAGAGUCUUGUGUCGGUGAACGAUGUGACAGUGCAGCGUUCCACGUCAAUGAACGUGUAUGGCGGGUACUCGUGGACUGUAACCUUUGUGCAGGUUAAUACCAGGAACGACUACGGGCCCGUGGUGGAUUCGUCUGGUAAUCUUCCUGCGCUUGUGCCGGUAACGACAAAGUUAAAGGGCACCAAUGCACGUGUAGCCGUACAAGUCGGUGGCUACGAACCAUCUUCCUUAACCGCAGACGGUUUAGGCACCAAUGUAGGUCUUCCAGGUGGAUCGGCUGGUAUGGUUGCUGUCUUCACGAGAGGAAAUAACGAUUGGAAGCAACAAGGCGGCACCAUCGAAGGGCACGAUACUCGCGGUGGCGACUUGUUUGGAUCGAGUGUAAGCCUGCAAGGUAACACUUUGGUUGUGGGUGCUCCAGCUGCAGCCAUCUUUGGCGAUUUCGAGAGGCAAUCGCUCUUGUGCAACGCUGACGGGGGCUACUUACGUUUUCUUUUCAAUGGAAAAGCCUCGGACCCAGUUCCUUAUGACGCAAAUAUGCGAGAGCUGCAAUCGGUAAUCGCAGAUGUGAUGUCAGUGGACUACGGGGAGGUACAGAUCGACACAACAUUCAACAAACUAUGUGCGGGAACCGAAAUCGAUCUUACGCUGCGAGCAGGGGACCACGGCGAUGACUCUGGUAACAUUCCUGAUCUUUCCGUUGACUCAAGUGCGCUGACUAAGCUCGGAGGUCCUGGGGCAGCUCAAAUGCACGAGUACUCUGCAGGUACCUUCCGUAGCGACGGUUCAAGUGCCAAGGGAUUGCAGUGUGGUGCGGCCUACGUGUUCACCCGAGACCAGGCUCUAAGCACGUGGUCGGAGUACACGAAGCUAGCCCCACCAGCUGAGCUUAUUGGGAAUGUGCGUGAUUAUGGGGCGGCGGUUGCGCUUUCCGACCCGUUCGCAAUUGUGGGGUCACCAGGAGCCUUCAAUGAAGAGGGGCGUGCAUUCGUCUAUCAGUACAACGGUGUGGAUAGGUGGAAGCUUUUUCAAACACUAAGCGCAGCACCUAAUGUGAUUACGAGCGGUGAUCGGUUUGGGGAAGCUGUGGCGAUUUCGGGUACAGCGACCACCACCAUUGUUGUAGGGGCUCCAGGAUACGCCUCGAAGAGCGGUGCUGUGUUCGUGUUUGAUCUCGUGGGGGGCUAUUUCCAAAGCCGCCAAAUGCUGUUGACGGUGACUCCGGAAAUGCAACCAGGUGAUCGCUUUGGAAACGCAUUGGAUCUGGAUAUGCUUUCAACGUAUACGCUAGUGGUUGGUGCUCACCGCCAUACGUAUCAAAGUCCUGGCAUGCUGGACGCUGUAGACGGCGGUCUAGUACUUGUGUUUGUUCGUCGAAGUAGCACCGACAUCUUCUUCGUUCUGCAACAAGUACUCUAUGGAUCAGAUACACGCGCGCGCGAUCGGUUUGGAACGAGUGUGGCUGUGGCAAAAGACACGAUUGUUGUGGGAGCGCAUGAGCUGUACGAGGGAGCACGAACGAUUCGAAAGGCGGUGCAGGCCAUCACUACGAGCGCGCUAGAGAGUGAAGCAACCGGAAAGAUCCAGGGAGGCUCGUUUGUGUUGAGUUUCUUGCGGUCAAAUGCUGGAGAGGAUCCAACAAAGGUGACAACUCUGAAGCGGAUGCAGACGCGGCUGAUUGCGUGUGACAUCACUGUCUCGGGGUUGCAAGCAAUCUUGGAAACCGACUUUGAGCUAACAAAUGUAAUUGUACGGCGCGAUGGCCCGAGUACUGCCAACGGAUACACUUGGUACGUGACCUUUGCGGGAAGUUCAGGUGAAGUGCCUCUUCUCGAGGCUGACAGUACAGGGCUUACGGGAGGUGAAGUUACUGUCAAAUGGGUUAGUCGUUUGGCCCCCGUACUUCGAGGAAGUGCAUACGUUUUCACCCGAGAUGCAAACGGAAAGUGGACGGAGCAGGCUUCGUUCUUCCCUCGAGAGAAGCAAUACUUCGCAUGGUUUGGCUCGGCAGUUGCGAUCCACAAGCGUACGGCGGUUAUUGGAGCGCCCAACCUGGAUACGUACGUGUCCGGCAUCAAUUCUGGCGGCGCCUUCGUCUCAGACCUCGGAAUUAUGUCCCUGCGCUUCUCGGCUAAGACGUACAGUGUGCUGGAAGGCGACAGUUUGGACGUGACAGUGCAGCGGUGUAGUCGCUCUGGCGGCUUCUGUGCCAUGGACGUAUCGGCUGCCCCUCAACUUUACAUCGAGUAUGACACAGGCGACGCUUUUUCGGAUCGGCAGUCUGGAUCUCAAACGUACGUCCCGGUGAUCCCCCACAUCGGCCCAUACCGAAAGAUGUCGAGUCUUGAUGCUGCUGGUAGGCAGGGCUCAGCCUCAGUGUUCUUCGCGAAAGAUGUGAUGGGCCAAGAACCGUUCCCACAGAUAGGCAACGGGCGGUGGCUCAGCGCUGAUACUGUUGGGACAGCCAACGGCCGCAACCAGUUCUACGGCAGCAGCGAGCGUCGAUCGCUAUGGGUGGAUACACUAUUUGACUAUGCUGGAUCGUCCGACUAUUCGUCGAGCUCUGGAGAGCUUUACUUCGAUGGCGUGGAUGAUUUAAUGCACGCGUUUACGGUGCAGACGACGAACGACUUCGUGGUAGAAAACCCCGAUGAGACGGUAAUGAUGCGGCUAUCACUUCCUGGCAUUUGGCCCAGCGUCACGGGAGAUCUUUGGUCUACGCUCACAAUCAAGGACAACGGAGAUGGUGGCAGCGGCGCUCGCUCCUAUCUCGCGCACUUAAACCCGGACCCAGCCUUGGCCCAAGUACAGAGCGAGUUUAGUACUUCUGUGAGCGUUUUCAAUGCUGGCAACGUGGCUGCAGUUGGCGCACCUUCGGAGAAAUCGGACGGAGGCGUCAAGUGUGGAGCCGUGCACUUUUUCGUUCGUCGCAGUGGGUUUUGGGAGCGUGACGCGACUGUUUUCCCGUCCGAUUGCACGCCCGAUAUGAGGUUUGGGGCGUCCGUAGCUAUUGACGGGAGUCUUGGCCCGGUCCGAGCCAUUGUCGGUGCCCCGGGUGCAGACGCAGCGUACAUUUACCUCUACACGAGGGACGGUCUAACCCCGGCUGCAAGGUGGACUCAGGAGACACGGCUGGAUGAACCAACGCUACCCACGGACGACAUUAACCACAACUACGCAGGCGCAAAUGCCGUGACAAUCUUCGGUGACGUGGCGGUUGUCGGCGCUUCCGGGUUGGAGAAAGUGUUCGUGUACCAUCGAGGUAUCGACGGGCUUUGGAAACUCGUGUCAACGCUGCGCGCAAGUGACCGCGUUCAGUACCAAAUCCUGGAGCGGACUGUCGAGCAAGCGUAUGCCUUCGGAUACUCCCUGGAUAUGGAUCGCCGGACAAUCAUCGUCGGGGCCCCGUUCUCGGACGCAUGCGCCUUCACUGCGCAGCAGUACCAUAGUGCAGACUUCGACCGCCGCUACUUUGCGAAGGGCGCCGCCUACGUUUUCCAUCUCGAGGCCCAGGAGCAAAGAAUUGUUCUGCGCACGAGCAACCCCCUAACAGCGGGCACAUUCAGGUUAACUGCAACACGUCGAGGGAUUACAGGAAUCACGCGCGCCAUUAACUACGGUGCAACGGCAGCAGAGGUCAAGGCGGCGCUGGAAGGAACCAACGGCCAAGACGGAGACGGGUCGACCAUCGAGGCCUUGGGCUUUAGACUGCUUGAAGUUGGUCGCACUGGGUCAAUCGACCAGGGGUUUACGUGGAGCGUGACGUUCAUCGGAGAAAUCUUGUCGGUGCCGGUGCUGAGUCCGUCGUGGUCGGGCUACGGAUGCACUACAUGUAAGCCUUUCAGCAGCACGUUCAUCGCCGACCCAGCUCGCCAAAUUCUGGUCUCAGAGGCGAUUGUGGGCGCUGCCGGCUCGAGCGCUUUCACGACGACGACAUGGGAUUUCGAGACGGGCGAUCUAACGGGAUGGGUGGCCACGGGCACGGCUUUCGACCAACAGCCGACGUAUGGAGAUAACAGCUAUGCCCGUAUCAACACUUACAGGCAAGGCGGGACCCCAGGUGCCUCACCACGAGGUCAACGAGCUCAGCACGAAGGUCGCUACUGGGUGGGGACAUUCGAGUCGCGGCCGGGUGCAGGAAAGGCGACUACGGCAGCUCAAGUAGCAGCUCAAAUGUGUGGUUUCGCCAACGACGAGUUGUGCCGGGCGCCAAACUACAAGCUGCCAAGUGCGAGUGCCUCGGCGGGCACAACCCAAGGAGACGGCCCGCAAGGAACGCUUACAUCUCUUCCCUUCACCAUUGAAGGCCAGUGGAUGUCGUUCCGCGUCGGCGGUGGCUGCGACGUUCGCUUCGUGUACGUGGAACUGCUGAUCGACGGCCAGCCUGCCGCAGUAGCGGAGUCGGUGGCGGCUGAACAGGUCGCAGUUGAAGUCACCGCUGACGGAGCUGCUGCCACUACGUCGGCAGGGGACAGCAUCCGACCCGUGACUGCAACGUCGAAGCUGAGAGCCACAGGUCGGUGCCAGGAAAGCAUGCACACAGUCACGUGGGACUUGAGCGCCUUCCAGAACCGCUCAGCGCAGGUGCGAAUAGUCGAUGCAUCCAGCAACGUGGUCUGGGGACACAUCAACUUCGACGACGUGCGGUUUUCGUGGGGAGCCACGCGGGUGGCGCAGUCGUCGACAUCGAAGGCUGGCGCCGCCUACACUUUCCGUCGCCGCGCUCCAGGCGCCGCGUUCCCAACUGCCAAGUGUGAAGGCAUGAAUCGUUGGAACUGCGAGUGGGAGUUCCAAGCGCGCCUUGCCGCCAGUGAUAAGCGCAGCGAAGAUCUCUUCGGGUCUAGUGUGGCGGUUGAUGACGUCCAAGGUAUUGCGGUGAUCGCUGCACCUGGUCAACCCGGUGUGGACGCCAACAACUCAAUUGAUCGCGUGCUGAGCGAUGGCCUCGACGUGAGCAAAGGGGGACUGGCGGCUAUGGAGCAGGUGGGGAGCAUCUACGUGUUCCGUCGCUCCGACGAGGUGCGCGACGGCGCGGGUGUGCUGCUGCGCACACCCAAGUGGACCCCCAAGGAGGUGGCCAAGAUACAGUAUCCCCAAAAGCAGCGCCAAUCUCGCUUCGGAGCUGCUAUGGACGUGGACGGCAGCGACUUGGUGGUGGGGGCGCCAGGGUUCUCGAUAUCUCCCGUGCUACCGCAGUCCGGCCGAGCGUUCGCGUACGAUCUGUCCAUCGCAGGGGUCAAGUUCACAAGCCCGUGGUUCGCCUGCAUCGAGGGGAAUCCGGACGGCCUCGUAGGACUCACGCUGUCGCGCUCAGCAGCGACGAGCAACUUGACUCGACCCCUCACUGUUGGCUACGCGACGGAGGACCGGUCCGCAGUGGGCGUGGACGCGUUGAAGUUUUCCGCCUGCCUCAAGGUGCCGUCCACGCAGCGCAAGAACUGCGGAGACUACCAGCAAAGUGCGGGCGAGGUGACGUUCGCGGCCGGAGAGACGUCCAAGCUGGUGACGAUCCCCAUCAUGGAGGACACUUGUCUGGAGCAGUGGGAGAAGCACUUCGUGGUGCGUCUGCACGUCCCCGGGGGUGAACCGCUGCUAGGAGAGGACUUCAUAGCGCGCGUGCGCAUCGACGACGACGACUUCGGCAGCGACCCGUGCUAA
Messenger RNA from Phytophthora sojae, 11253 nucleotides. RefSeq lists its product as hypothetical. The transcript has 2 exons. Lineage: Eukaryota; Oomycota; Peronosporomycetes; Peronosporales; Peronosporaceae. The record is from RefSeq and is a predicted model, not a curated record. The coding region runs from base 1 to 11253 and encodes 3750 amino acids. Gene Ontology annotation, biological process: cell communication. Gene Ontology annotation, cellular component: membrane.